ACGCGAUGUUGAAAGUGAUCGAGAGGGAGCGCGCCAGUAUGUUGGCAGCAAAAGUUAGAGGCUGCUAACAUUAGCAUUAGUAAUGAAACUUAGGGUGAAAUUAACUGCGUCGUGAGAGUGUGUAAAGCCGUGACAGGACUUAUAUUAGUAAACAUGGAGAUUUAUAGAGAAGAGGAGGAGAUUCCGGAUCCUCAUAUGUUCUGCAAGACCAGAGAAAGGGGCUUGCCUGCUGAUCCAGUGACUCAGAGCUUCUGGAUAAAGGAAAGUGAAACUCUUGGACAUGGUGCUUUUCAGUGCCAGCAUUCUUACUGGAGCUCAGAGGCAUGCUGAGUAGUGGCAGUGGUGCAGUUUUUCAGCAGCUGUGGGAAUACUCCACACUUAUCAUACUGGGAUCCAGAUGUAGGUGGAAUGUGGAGAACUGUUUUAGGGAUGUUUGAAGGACGUCCUCAUAUGCAAAGAAUAAUAAGAUGUGGCCUUCUUGGUAUUGACUAUGAUGACGAUCUAGACGACCCAGGCAAUGAUGAUUAUGUUACCGGUAGUUGGAGUCAUGAUUUCCAUGGAUACCCUGCAAACCGCCUGAGGUCAUCCAGCGCUGUAUAUCAGCCUGUAUACCCUUCAGCCCGUAAUUCUUCUUGCCCGUCCCCUUUAAGAUUUCAGACAAAGGAGCACGAUGCUGAGAGAAAAGCCAGAUUAUUAGAAGAAUCUAAAAAAAUGAAAGACAAAGCUGAGAAGAAGCGGCUUAAGAAACGGAAACAGAAGGAAAGGAAACGUCUCGAGAAGCUGGAGAAGGACAAGCUGAACCCUGAAAAAAACGAGGAGGGAAAAGAUGAUGCAGAGGAGGGUGAAGCUGUUAAUGAUGAACACAGAGCCAAUAACAAUACUAGUGUUAAACCGCAGGCCUCAGCCAAAGAUACAGACAGCAGUGACAGUAGCGACGUUUCCAGUGAUGAAGACGGCAACUCCAAGAACGACUCAGGCGACUCAGAGGAACUUGAUAUGACGAGUAGUUUUGUGAGAAAAGCUGCUCUUAUAGCCAUGCAUAAACUGGAGCAGAAGCCCAAACUGGAGAAGAAGGAGAAAAGGAAGAUGCCAGAAAAAGAAGAAUACAAAACAGUCCCCGAAAAAUCACAUGAAGAACGGGAGGCUGCAAAGAAGGACUCUGCUGCGUCCAGCGUUCCCUCCUUUGAAGACCAUGUAAAAAUAAGCACAGAGCUUGCCGUCAUUGGAAAUAAGCAUGCGAGUGCUGGAGACUUUAAUAUGGCUGUGAAGUAUUUCACAGAUGCAAUUAAGCACAACCCUAAAGAGUUUAAGCUAUUUGGAAAUCGGUCCUUCUGUUUUGAGAAGUUGCAAGAAUACGAGAAGGCGUUAAUGGAUGCAGAGUUGUCGCUUGGCAUAUGUCCAGGUUGGGAUAAAGGCCUGUAUAGGAAGGGAAGAGCUCUGGCUGGUCUAAAGAGGUAUGAGGAAGCUGCCCUGGCCUUCACGGAAGUUCUCAAACUGGACAGUUCGUGUGCAGAAGCUGCGCAGGAGCUGAUGCGUGUGCAGAUAACACAGCUAAUGGAGUUCGGUUUUACUCGAGAGCAGAGCUCAAAUGCUUUAAUAAUUCAUGGGACGGUUAAAAAAGCACUAGAAGUGCUGUCUAAGUUAAACGAUCGACCAGGAGCUCUUCCGAACGGCUCUCUCCCACCUGUUCAAGUAGCAAAUGUCACUGGAGUGUCUCCAAUCCUUUCAGCCAACACAAUCGCUGCACCUGCUGCCGCUGUGCGUCCUGCUCAGUCCAAGGAUGCGCUGAAAAAAACACUUAUGAACAAACCUUUGGGCGCAGUCCAGAAUACAUCUGCUGCUCAGAGUCAAUCAAAGCCUAUUCUUACUCAGCCCAUGAAGGCCAGCAACGGCGUUAAUCGACCAUCACUGGAGCUGUUUCCAGUUUGGGUGGGAAACCUGAAUUUCCCAGUAACCGACUCCAUGCUUGCAAACCUGUUUAACAAGGUCGGGGUCGUCUAUAGCGUCAAGGUUUUGACUGCCAAACGAUGUGCCUUUGUUAACUAUACAAAACAAGAAUAUUGUGAUGAAGCAAUCCGACGUUUUCAUGGCUUUGAGCUGAAUCACAACAAGCUCGCUGUCAGGUAUCCGGACAGGAUUCCUGCAGGCUUGGGUAUUUCCAGAUCUGCCCUGAGAGCUGAUGACCUGCCAGAUUAGAACGUGAGGCAUAACGAGAAAAGCCAAAGGACAGUACGUCCUUAGAAACCCAUCCCCGACCACAGAGGGGACUACUGAAUGAAGACCCAGCUGCUACUUGGCCUGAAUGUUGUUUUCAAUAAAUACUUCUUGUCCAGUACAGACUAAUCAACAGUAUCUACAGGUUCUCCUGAUGUAAUAGCUUUAUGUAAAAUUACCUGGUAAGUUAUGUCUGAAAAUAUCGUGUUAUUGUAAGGUGAUGAAUCCAGAUGUUAACAAACGCUUCAUGUUGCCAAGAUUUUCAGUCUGACAAUUUACAUGGAAGGGUUGGGUAUGUAUUUUAAAUGUUAGUAUUCAGAAAAAAACAGUAUAUAAUUUACAUAUUUGUUUAUUUAAAGUCUGCGGAUUAGUCUAAGACUGCAGAGCAGGCUUACAGCUAAGCACACCAGUCUGUUUGAGUAAAUUUGAGUGUUAAUUAAAAAGUUGUUCCGUGGACAAUUUUUGAGUGAUGCAAGUAACAUUGGUCAUCAAAUACAGUAUUACAUAAUUUCUUUUAAACAUGUUAAGCAGCAGGAAUCCCUAAAGUUUUAUGUCGAAAUACUUAAAUAAUAUAUAGAGCCUAAACAUGUGGUCAGCCGGUUUUCCAAAAUUAUCUGUAGGCAUUAUGGUCAUCCAUAAUUCUUAUUAUACGCUUAAUACAGCUGUAUAACACAAGCAUUAUGCGGUUUCAGUGCUCCUAGUUAAUUUUUACCUGAAACGUGUCUUAAAUGAAAAACCUCAAGGGUUGAAAGGCCAUUGCACAUUUCUUUUUUAAAAUAUAUAAGUCCUCAAAUUGUGAAGGUUGUUCUUAAUCCAACAAUUAAAGUUUCUUUAUACUCUGGA
Messenger RNA from Maylandia zebra (zebra mbuna), 3057 nucleotides. RefSeq lists its product as uncharacterized. Gene Ontology annotation, molecular function: protein binding; RNA binding. NCBI's taxonomy places the organism in Eukaryota, Metazoa, Chordata, Actinopteri, Cichliformes, Cichlidae. The record is from RefSeq and is a predicted model, not a curated record.